This is a messenger RNA of Fimicolochytrium jonesii, 1755 nucleotides long. RefSeq lists its product as uncharacterized. The transcript has 7 exons. NCBI's taxonomy places the organism in Eukaryota, Fungi, Chytridiomycota, Chytridiomycetes, Spizellomycetales, Powellomycetaceae. The record is from RefSeq and is a predicted model, not a curated record. Gene Ontology annotation, cellular component: peroxisome. The coding region runs from base 98 to 1699 and encodes 533 amino acids.
UGACGGACGACUCCGCUCUAGUCAAACAAAUCCGCUAGCCGUGCCCACCACAUCCGCCCGACCCAUUGCCCAAAAAGAGAAGGAAAGAGAUCCGCCAAUGGAGCUCCACAUCCGGCUCACCAACGCAACCUUCGAACAACCAGGCGCAUAUUUCAUCAAACUAUGGCUCGAUCCACCACCUACGGAAGGCGAACUGCAUCAUGAGACGGACCUCAGCCGGCCAUCGCAGAACCCGGUGUUUGAGCAUGACACUUUUGUGUUCCAUUUACCUGAUGGGCAUAGGAAGCGGGGUGGGUUUAAGUGGAGGAAGGGGGCGCAUGAUCUGUUGGAGUUGGUUUGUCUGGCACAUUCGGUUGGCAGUGAUUCUGCUGUGACGGUUGUGGGAGAAUCAGUAUAUCCGCUUCACUCUAUCCUAGAUAAACUGGUCCCUGGGAAAACCCUGGUGACCACCGUGGGAUUUAUCUCCCGACGAGCGGACACCUAUCCCAAAACAGCACACGCACAUGAUACGAAGAUCGUUGGUAAUGUUGACCUGGAGCUCUCUGUAGGGUCGGACGAGCAUCUUGUGAAAGAGGAGCGUUUCAAACCGCGUCCAGACCCAUUACCGCCUGCCAAAAACGAUCCACCCCCGCUGAAGACUCAGAAUCUAGACGUCGAAACUGCCAGAAAUCUGAGAGAACAAGAUCCUGCCGGUAUUCACCGGAACGAACCGUUUAGGGUACCGAUACGGAAAGCACAGAAUCUAGAUGACAUUGUGGAAACGGCCAGGAAUCGAAGGGAACAACUAGAUGGUACCGGGAUUCACCGGAACGAACCAUUCAGGAUACCGACACCGACAGCACGCAACAAGCCGGUCUCUGAGGCAAUGCCAAUGCAACAUCUCGGCGAUCAGCAGCACCAGCAGUUGACGUUGCGGCUGAUCAAAGAGCUUGACGAUCGAAUGAUAGCUAUACAAAAGCUGGGACGCGAGCUUGUUCGACUACGGGAUGUGAAUGCAGUACUGGAGGACCAAACAAAACAACUCCAAAGCCGUCUAGCCGAAUCCGACAUCCGCACCAACACCUACAUCAAAGCCGUCGACCUCGACGUCCUCUCCGAACACGAACUCCGGCGCCGGUACGCCGUCAUGGUGCAGAAGCUGGAAAACGAGACGGGGCGGAAUAAGAGACUGCAGGAAGAGUUGGCGGCUUCACAGCAUGUGGGCAUUGAGAGGAAUGACUUUGAGCGACAGGUUUUGGAGCUGAGGACUGCGCAUACGGCGCAGCAGAUGUAUUUGCAGCGGUUGCAGGAGAAACUGCAAAGGAAUGUGAAGUACCCAUCUAUCGUCAAGAAACAGGAGGCGGUCAUUGCCCGAUUGGAGGACUUGCUGGCCAAGUCGAAGGAGCCGGCCGUGGUGGAGAGCGUCAAAGUGCCAGAGGGAGAAGGAAGACGAGCGACGCCACCGAGGGUCAGCAAAGAGCGGACGAUGCCAGAACUGAUACCAAAGGCAUUCGCGUCGACGCAGACGGAAGAGCGCAUAGAUGAAACCCCUAAGGGGCCACCAUUACCGGACGCUGCCGAGCAUGCGGCGGCCUUACUUCGAGCCGAUAGGGCAGAACAACGUGCCACGGCUUUGGAGCAGGAACUAAUACGAAACGCGAGGAACUUCGCCCAGCAGCUUGCAGCGAUGAGGAUCGAAGUAGAAAAAUCGCGGCGAUGAACGAUAUAUUUCACAGGUUUUAUAUGACAGAUACAAAAUUGCAAAAAAUGCAGUGC